Molecule: messenger RNA, 1023 nt
Organism: Clonostachys byssicola
Lineage: Eukaryota; Fungi; Ascomycota; Sordariomycetes; Hypocreales; Bionectriaceae
Source: the annotation of a GenBank genome assembly
AUGGACACUGGUGAUUUUGAUAACACCCCGGCGCCGAGCACUCGGCCAUCACUGGCGGUUCUGCGGCCUGAAGAAGAUGAUACAGGAUUGUCCAUUGCUUCUUCUCACCAAGCCUCGACUUCAUAUCGGCACCAUCUCUUGAAGACAGUCACUGGCGGCUCUUUUGUUGCAGACAGAAACCUGCCUGUCCCGCCAAUUCUCAGCUCGUACUCCCUCCCGAAGAGCGUUCAAGCCAUAAUAGAUGGCCCCAAGCUCGAGAGAGAAAACCAGUCGUUUAGUACAGAGCAGCACAUAAAAGCACCAGCUACUCCGCCGCCCGCGCCAAUUCACGGAAAACACGGAGCCCCUCAGCAGACUCCAAAACCAGAGAGAGAUGUUUCGAGUCCUCCCUUGACUGAGAUGAAGCAGAGAGCUCUAGAGCACAGCAGAAAUCGUUCCCGAAACACGGAGUCCAGCGUCGACAACAGUUCGACGCGAGAUUCUGUGCGUCUGCCAUCCACUGUUGGAAGAGACUCUCCAGUUUCAGACCAAGUGUCCAUUCGAAGCGGCGAGAUUCAUCAGACCCGAGCUGAUGGGAGUACCCCAGUUACCAAAGUGUCCAUUUCCGGCCCUCGGACACAAGGCCAUAAUCCAGUGGUCAAGGUUCGCCCUGCCUUUGAUCAAGUAUCUCUAUUUUCAGAAGCAGACAAAGCACAUGGAGAUGUUCCUCGAUCUGUGGAGAAGGUUGGCCCGUUUGUCCCCGAGCUCAACAAACAUUCAGAGACUUCAAGCACACCUUCCAGCCAAAUUCGCCUGUACCCAACUCAGUCUGAAACCCCACACCAACAGAGUGAGAGAAUCUCAAAGUUUGAUGUUGAGGACAACCCAGAUUUGGGUACCAAGAAGGAUGAAUCGCUUUCAAAAGUUCGACCUUUUGACCACACAGAAUCAAAAAGAUAUAGCUCUCAUAAAAUUGAAAAUGAUGUCAGGCCUGUCGUGGAGUUAAGAGACACAGACGACGACCCCUUGAGGUCAAACACCUAG